Messenger RNA from Aspergillus tanneri, 585 nucleotides. RefSeq lists its product as uncharacterized. The transcript has a single exon. The record is from RefSeq and is a predicted model, not a curated record. NCBI's taxonomy places the organism in Eukaryota, Fungi, Ascomycota, Eurotiomycetes, Eurotiales, Aspergillaceae. Bases 1 to 585 code for a protein of 194 amino acids. Gene Ontology annotation, cellular component: mitochondrion.
AUGUCGCGAUAUCCUCGUCCUCUUCGUCUUCGUGCCUUCAAUCCAUGGAAAUCCUCCUCCCGGUGCUUUUCGACCCCAAAAGACUCUCCGUCUCGCCUACAUCGCUUCAACGAUCGCCUCCCUCCGUUCCUACGCUCUUACACAACGCCGCUCCUUGGGGCUCCUGGAACGCAUAUCACCUCUUUUCUCAUCCUGCAUGAAAUCACAGCCAUCGUCCCGUUAUUUGCAUUGGUUGCGGCCUUCCACUACGGUGACUGGUUGCCGGAUCUGACGUCCAGUAAGGCCUUCGAGGACGGCACUCAGCGUUUUGGUCGGUGGCUACGGAAAAAGGGCUGGGUGGUGGAGGAAGGAGAUGAAGAACAAGAGCAAGGAAAAGGACAAGAAGAAGAACAAAGACACUACGGGGACUCCCUCCCGUCUAGAAAAGGCGUGCGUCUGGUGUGGGAGUUUGCGACGGCCUAUGCGAUCACCAAGGCUCUUCUUCCCCUGCGACUGGCCGCCAGCGUUGGGGUGACGCCCUGGUUUGCCCGAGUUGUUUUGGUCCCCGUGGGCCGCGGGUUACGCACCCUACUAAGGCGCCAGUAA